AACAACGCAGCAGACGAAAUGACUUCAGGCGGCUUGCAAGUACAUUAAUAAUAAAUGAACUUUCAACACAUGCUUCAAUCAAUUCAGGACAAUGGUGAAAUAAUGCACCGCAGCAAUAACUGGCAACAGUUACAGCUGAUGUGAAACCGCUUAUGUGAGCAGGAUGUCCAGGCAGGCGCUCAGUGUUUUGUGAGCUCAGCUCGGGGAGGCACCAGUUGCUCAGUCGCUGCUGUGAUAGUGGAUCCGUGUCUCCGUUACUGAGUGAUGACAACACAUUAUAUGAGCGCGAACUGAAGCAAUCACAGCGGAGUGACAAACGAGGGCGAAGGCGUUUUAAUUGAUUUGUGUCGACCAUGGUGGAGCUGGAGAAGGAGGUUCUGCCGCUGCCGCCGCGGUACCGGUUCCGAGACCUGUUGCUCGGGGACUGGCAGGCGGACGACAGAGUGCAGGUAGAGUUCUAUGUGAAUGAAAACACUUUCAAGGAACGUCUGAAGCUGUUCUUCAUCAAAAACCAAAGAUCCAGUUUGAGAGUGCGACUCUUCAACUUCUUCCUGAAGGUUGUGAGCUGCCUGCUCUACAUCGUACGAGUCCUGCUGGAUGACCCGCGGGAGGAGAGAGAUUGUCCUGGCUGUCUCAGACAGAAUGUCUCUGCCCACAACAGAAGCCAUUUCGACUGGUCCCUCAUAAUUUGGGUGAACAGGCCUCUGCCACUUUGGGCUCUUCAGGUGCUUGUUGCAUUCAUCAGUUUUUCAGAGACAAUGUUGCUGGUGUACCUCAGCUACAAGGGAAACGUUUGGGAGCAAGUGUUGCGCAUUCCGUUCAUUCUGGAGAUGAUCAGCGCUGUUCCUUUUGUGAUCACUGUGAUUUUGCCUUCCCUCAGAAACUUGUUCAUUCCAGUUUUCCUGAACUGCUGGCUGGCCAAACACGCUCUUGAGAACAUGAUUAAUGACCUGCACAGAGCGAUUCAGCGAACACACUCAGCCAUGUUCAACCAAGUGCUCAUCCUCAUCAGCACCCUACUCUGCCUCAUCUUCACCUGUAUUUGCGGGAUUCAGCACUUGGAACGAGCAGGAAACAACCUGACGCUCUUUGACUCUCUGUAUUUCUGUGUUGUCACCUUCUCUACGGUGGGCUUUGGUGAUGUCACACCACAGAUCUGGCCCUCUCAGCUGCUCGUGGUCAUCAUGAUCUGUGUAGCUCUUAUAGUUCUACCAAUACAGUUUGAGCAGUUGGCUUUCUUGUGGAUGGAGCGACAGAAGUCUGGAGGGAACUACAGCCGCUAUCGUGCCCAGACCGAGAAGCACGUGGUGUUGUGCGUCAGCUGUCUCAAGAUAGAUCUGCUCAUGGACUUUCUCAACGAGUUCUUUGCGCACCCCAGACUCCAGGAUUACUAUGUGGUCAUCUUGUGUCCUGCUGAAAUGGACGUCCAGGUGCGGAGAGUACUCCAUAUCCCACUGUGGGCUCAGAGGGUCAUCUACCUGCAGGGAUCUGCUCUCAAAGACCAGGAUCUAAUGAGGGCAAAGAUGGACGAUGCAGAGGCCUGUUUUAUCCUAAGCAACCGGUUUGAAGUGGACCGCUUUGCCGCUGACCAUCAGACCAUCCUCAGAGCAUGGGCCGUGAAGGACUUUGCCCCAAACUGCCCUCUCUAUGUGCAGAUCCUCAAACCCGAGAAUAAGUUCCACAUCAAGUUCGCAGACCAUGUGGUUUGUGAAGAAGAGUUUAAGUAUGCCAUGUUGGCCCUCAACUGUGUGUGUCCUGCCACCUCCACGCUGAUCACCUUGUUAAUUCACUCCUCUAGAGGACAAACAGCAUCUUCAGAGGCCUUCAAGCAGCGAGCGGGUGCCUUCCAGCCGCUCAACAGGGAAGGCGCUGCUGGCUCAGUCGACCAAUGGCAGCGCACCUACAGGCGCUGUGCGGCCAAUGAAGUGCACCACAUCAGACUGGAAGAGAGCAAGUUUUUUGGAGAAUAUCAGGGAAAGAGUUUCACCUUUGCCUCCUUUCACGCACAUAAAAAAUACGGGGUGUGUCUGAUCGGGGUGCGCAGGAUGGACACAGCCAAUAUCCUCCUGAACCCUGGACCCUGCCACAUCAUGGGAGCCUCCGACACCUGUUUCUACAUCAACAUCUCCAAAGAGGAGAACUCAGCUUUUGUCAGGGGCCACAGAGAGCCUGUGAGGGGCCCCGGGGGCGAUUCCAGAGGGGUCCCACAGACAAUAUAUCAUGGGCUUACUCGCCUACCAGUGCACAGCAUUAUAGCCAGCAUGGGCACGGUAGCCAUAGACCUGCAGGACUCGAGUGACAGCAGUCCCGAGGGCACGGGCCCGCCGGCUCUGGGCAGUGGGACUGUGAGCAGGAGCGGGUCCAGGACAGAAGUGGGGGGAUGUAACACUCUAGCUCUGCCAGCCAUGGGUGGCUCAGCCGAGGAGAGGAGGCACAGCAUCGCCCCCGUCCUGGAGGUGGUUGACAGAGUGCACAACCCUACGUUUGACCUACUGGGGGACCAAUCAGAGGAUGAGGGAGGAGAGGAGGGGAAGGAGGAAGAGGGGGGAGAGCAGAAAGGCCAAUGGUGGGGAGCACACUGCGAAUGGGUUAAAGGCUACCCACUAAACUCUCCAUACAUCGGCAGCUCCCCUGCCCUCUGCCACCUCCUUCAGGAGAAAAUGCCAUUUUGCUGUCUGCGCCUUGAUAAGGCUUGUCAUCAUAUGCCCUACGAGGAUGCUCGCUCGUACGGCUUUAAAAACAAACUGAUCAUCGUGUCCGCGGAAAGUGCUGGAAACGGCCUCUAUAACUUCAUAGUUCCGCUGCGGGCGUAUUACCGGCCCAGGAAGGAGCUCAACCCCAUUGUUUUGCUACUGGAGAACGUACCCGAGGCAGACUUCUUGGAGGCCAUCUGCUGGUUUCCUAUGGUCUACUACACAGUGGGCUCCAUCGACAAUUUGGAUAGCCUUCUGCGAUGUGGCGUGACGUUGGCUGACACCAUGGUUGUGGUGGACAAAGAGAGCUCCAUGAUCGCUGAGGAGGAUUACAUGGCUGAUGCCAAGACCAUAGUUAAUGUUCAGACGCUCUUCAGGCUUUUUCCAGCUCUCAGUAUCAUAACCGAACUCACCCACCCAGCCAACAUGCGCUUCAUGCAGUUCAAAGUGAAAGACCACUAUUCUCUAGCUCUUUCUAAGCUGGAAAAGAAAGAGAGAGAGAGGGGCUCUAACCUGGUGUUCAUGUUCAGAUUACCGUUUGCGGCUGGGAAGGUGUUUAGUGUCAGUAUGUUAGACACUCUGCUGUAUCAGUCCUUUGUGAAGGACUACAUGAUCUCCAUCACCCGACUGCUGCUAGGUCUGGACUCCAUGCCUGGAUCUGGCUUCCUGUGUGCUAUGAAGAUCACAGAGGAGGAUUUGUGGAUUCGCACUUACGGCCGCCUUUACCAGAAGCUGUGCUCGUCGACUGGAGACAUUCCCAUCGGCAUCUACCGUACCGAAGCACAGAAACUUCCUGUCUCAGAGUCUCAGGUGUCCAUCACUGUGGAGGAUUACGAGGAUACGCGGGAGCCCCGUGAGCCUCUGCUCUGCCGCUCCGGUCUUCACCGUAACUCAACAUCAUCCGAGCCGCCCUCCUCGUCCUCCUCAUCAUCACAGGCCAUGGACCACCCGCUCCUGAGGAGAAAGAGCAUGCAGUGGGCACGUCGAUUGAGUCGUAAAGGUGGACGGGGCUCCAGCGGGGCCAAGGGCGUCGGGAGCGCUGCGGAGCGCAUCAGCCAGCAGAGACUCAGCCUGUUCCGCCGCUCCGAGAGGCAGGAGCUCAACGCUCUGGUCCGCACACGCAUGAAGCACCUGGGCCUCUCGCCGUCUGGAUUUAAAUCAGAAUCAGAAAGAGCUUUAUUACCAAAUGGGAUGACGGACCCGGGAAACAGACUGUCCUAUAUUCUUAUCAACCCUUCCCCUGAUACACGCCUGGAGCUCCAUGAUGUUGUGUAUCUGAUCAGACCAGAUCUUCUGUCACCAGUGCCUAACCAGUCCGGCGCUCGAAAGCCUAGCGCAGGGCCAGCGGAGGGACACAGAUUUGACACACAGGACAGCACUCAUCUAUGAACACAAACCCUACAGGCUUCCAGUGCGAGAAUCACCUCCCGAGAAGAUGGGGCAAACUGAUGUUUGUGUGCGUGUACACUUGGGAGGGAGAGAGAGAGAGGGAGAAGUACCUGUGCAGAUGGGACUGUGAGCUGAAUAUACACUGUAAAAAGUGAUCUUGCUUUUAGUGGCCUUCACUCUACUUUCAUAUCAACUAAUCAAUACAACUGAAGUUGUUGAGAAAACACGAUUUCAAACAAGGUUUCAUUGAUUUAACUAAAGGAUGCAUUUAACAAAACCUGUCAAGAGCCCGUCUAGGUCACAUUUCAUGCCAAAAUUGAAAGAAAAACAUACACUUUGCAUAACAAAAAAAAACUUUUUAGGACAAGUUAUUAGAUGUUUUGAAUGACAAGUAGAAAACAAAUUUCCCGCCCAAAUUAUCAUUAUUGUAAUACGUCAGGACAUUUAGCUUUUUUUCUUUGUAAUUAGCACUCUCAAUUAUUAUUUUAAUUAUAUUUCAAUUACAUUUUACUGUAUUGUAAUAAAACAGUGUAAUGCUACUUACAGUACAAGAAAUACUACCAUGAAGCAUUAUAUCUAAAUUUCAGCUAUUGAUGGGUGUUUUGGAAACAUUUGCAAAUCAUUUUUGAACCAGUGAUUCAGAGCUCGUAUCAAAUUGCCAAAGUCACAUGAUUUCAGUAAAUGAGGCUUCGUUACAUCAUAAAAUAACAAAAAAAAGCGUAACACAUGUUUAAAGACAAUACAGGUCAAAGAGAAGAACCCAACUGAAGGCUUGGCUAAGGGGGCGUUUACAUGACACCACUUGCAACUAAAAAUGGAAAACUUCGUAUGCGUUUUGGCCAUUCAUAUAAACGACAAUGGUGCAAGGGGGCCUGAAAACGUAAGCUUUUGAAAUUGUGUUUCAAAGUGCACGUUUUUGAAAACGAUACUGCUAUUGUCUGCAUAUAAACAACAAAAACGCAAAUUUGUGAAAACGGUGACAUCAUGCGCAUGCGAAUUACAUGUUGGAGCGUUUCUGUACGAAUUGAUUAACUGUACUGGCAUGAUUAACACAGUGUUUUAGUCAUUUUUGCAGAUCCUUGUGAACAGGGAUAGUUUUGACAAUGUUGUUGCCUGUACGCGAAAAAGAAAAGGAAAAACGCUUCCGUUUUUAGUACAUCAUUGUGGAACCAAACAAGACACAGGUGAACUUAAUCAAUAAGUACUCACACAAACCAACUAGCCAUGGGAACAAAGAGAACAGGCAGGAAGGAAAACAACAUAAGAGUCCACACGCAGAACAUAACCGUUACAUAUCCCAUAUAAUAUUGUCUUAUACUGUAUAUUUUACAUCAAAAACAUUUUAUUUUAAUUUAAUGGUAAUGUAAGAAUUGGUAGAAAAGCGCUUACUUUGUUUACCAGAAAUUAAGUCGGCUACUCUUUAUUUCAAUUGUCCACUUUCUGCUAACUAUGAGUUGUCAACUAACUCUCAUUAGAGUAUUAUUGGACUGUAGUAGACUGUUAGGUUAGGGUUUGUGUUAGAAUAAGUUGCACCUUGCCCUGCCGGUAACCAUUAAAACCAUUACAAAAUGGUGUCCAUUACAUAGUGUGUUUUGGGCCAUAUUCUCUUAGGAUGUAUUGGUUUGUAUAGGUUUCCAUUACAAAUUUGUAUUGGUAAUGAUAUAUUUAAUGGUUUCCAUUACAGUUUGUAUUGGUUCUGAUUUGUAAUGGUUUCCAUUACAAACAUGUAUUGGUCAUGAUUUGUAUAUAUUUAAUGGUUUCCAUUACAAAUUUGUGUUGGUCAUGAUUUAAAUAUAUUUCAUGGUUAGGACAACCUACGUGUGUGGGUCAGGUUUUGACCUGAUCACUCCCGACAAGAGCUGUUAAACCUGAAAUCACAUGGGACCAAUGUUUUGACCAAUGGCUAUGACCAGUUUUUAAAAACUGUAUCUAGCCUAUUAAUUAUGUGUAGCCUACAUUAAAUCAUUAUCAUCAAUCCAAAGGAAACACUCAAUUUAUUGGAGUCCUAAUGGUUCAUAAUGGUGUCCAGUAGAUACCAACAUGUAACCUAUAAUUUUCAAAGGUGUUCUAUUGGUCCUUAAUGGUAUCCAAU
Messenger RNA from Pimephales promelas (fathead minnow), 6174 nucleotides. RefSeq names its product potassium sodium-activated channel subfamily T member 2b (gene kcnt2b). Gene Ontology annotation, biological process: potassium ion transmembrane transport. Gene Ontology annotation, molecular function: intracellular sodium-activated potassium channel activity; outward rectifier potassium channel activity. The record is from RefSeq and is a predicted model, not a curated record. Lineage: Eukaryota; Metazoa; Chordata; Actinopteri; Cypriniformes; Leuciscidae. Gene Ontology annotation, cellular component: plasma membrane.